Messenger RNA from Prorocentrum cordatum, 797 nucleotides. The record is from the annotation of a GenBank genome assembly. Lineage: Eukaryota; Dinophyceae; Prorocentrales; Prorocentraceae.
AUGCUGCUCUCGCUCGCUCAGAGCCGUCGGAAUAUCGAGGGAGUGUUGUUCGACGUGCUAAUUGUCCCAGCCGAGCUCCCCGAGGCGCUGAAGAUGCAGGAGCAGGGCUCGGCCUACAACGCCCAGGUCCAGGCCAAGGGCAAGGGCCGCGGGCUCGGCGCGCCCCACCUGUUCGUGUUCGGGGGCCUGCUGGAGGCGCUGCUGCUGCGCCAACAGAGCAUUGGCAAAGUGAACUUCGAGAAGCUGACCGAGUUCAAGGCUCGGCUCCAGUCGCUCGAUUACGAAGAAAAGAUGGACAUCACCCGCUUCACCAAGGUAGACAGGUGCUACGACCAGGGCAAGCGCAGGAUCACGCUGUGCCUUCAGGAGGGCCGCAAGGAGGUGAUCGGCGCCCUCCAGCAGCUGGGCGCGGAGCUGAAAUCGGGCAGAGCGCCAGCGAGCCACAUGGAGCGCGAGUUGCAGGAGUGGCUGGAGGUUUUCCUGCAGUAGCCGAGACUGCACGACGGACUACUACACUUUCGGAUCAUCUUGAAUCGAUUACGCUUGAGAUUGACACAAGUCAAGUGACGGCGGAGGGGGAUUUGAGGAUGACCACACCACAGGCGGGAAGAUCGUCAGCGGCUGAGCCGGCCCACAGUCCCCGACUGACUGUGCAGGACUGCCAGCCGCAGGCAGUGCAGUUGGACGCUGAGAGGAGUCCGACGUGUAGAGGAAGGCACCGCACGUUGGCAAGCGCUGAGUAGGAGCAGGCAUGUCCUAGCAAUGGUACGUAGAGGGUAGUUGUGCAGAGGAGUCCG